Molecule: messenger RNA, 1569 nt
Organism: Venturia canescens
Lineage: Eukaryota; Metazoa; Arthropoda; Insecta; Hymenoptera; Ichneumonidae
Exons: 7
Coding region: 925-1557 (210 amino acids)
Source: RefSeq, a predicted model, not a curated record
UCUGGAUAAAGUGACUGAUUUAUAUUGCAAUAUGUCAAACGCAUCCCUCCGGGCCAUCAUGCGGACUUUCGUUAUGAACCGGAGAUUUUAUAUCGCUGAAUAUAUUAACCAACAAUCCAGUUCGCAGAGUGCUCAGGACGCAAAUGGCGGCAAAGCGACGGCUCCUGCAGCCGAAAUGGAAAGAAGUUUGGCGCCUGGUUUGACCGAGACAAACGAGAGCAGUCCGGAUUCUGAAGAAUCAGUAAUUUCGCUGUCUAGAUCGGAGGAGACAAACGAGAGCAGUCCGGAUUCUGAAGAAUCAGUGAUUCCGCCGCCAUCUUCCUCUAUAACCGGAAUUGAAAAUUGUACGAGGAAUCAAAGGUUUCGUGAAAUCAAUCACGGAAAACAGUAACUAAAAUACUUACCAAGGAAACAGUUUACCAAGGAAACACAAAUACGAAAUCGAGACAAUGAUCAAAAACGACAAGCUGAAUGUGAUAUGUUCGAGGUUUCCCGAAUAUUUCCGGAGCCCAAACUCAACGAUUCCUGUGGAGAAUCUGGAUAAAGUGACUGAUUUAUAUUGCAAUAUGUCAAACGCAUCCCUCCGGGCCAUCAUGCGGACUUUCGUUAUGAACCGGAGAUUUUAUAUCGCUGAAUAUAUUAACCAACAAUCCAGUUCGCAGAGUGCUCAGGACGCAAAUGGCGGCAAAGCGACGGCUCCUGCAGCCGAAAUGGAAAGAAGUUUGGCGCCUGGUUUGACCGAGACAAACGAGAGCAGUCCGGAUUCUGAAGAAUCAGUGAUUCCGCCGCCAUCUUCCUCUAUAACCGGAAUUGAAAAUUGUACGAGGAAUCAAAGGUUUCGUGAAAUCAAUCACGGAAAACAGUAACUAAAAUACUUACCAAGGAAACAGUUUACCAAGGAAACACAAAUACGAAAUCGAGACAAUGAUCAAAAACGACAAGCUGAAUGUGAUAUGUUCGAGGUUUCCCGAAUAUUUCCGGAGCCCAAACUCAACGAUUCCUGUGGAGAAUCUGGAUAAAGUGACUGAUUUAUAUUGCAAUAUGUCAAACGCAUCCCUCCGGGCCAUCAUGCGGACUUUCGUUAUGAACCGGAGAUUUUAUAUCGCUGAAUAUAUUAACCAACAAUCCAGUUCGCAGAGUGCUCAGGACGCAAAUGGCGGCAAAGCGACGGCUCCUGCAGCCGAAAUGGAAAGAAGUUUGGCGCCUGGUUUGACCGAGACAAACGAGAGCAGUCCGGAUUCUGAAGAAUCAGUAAUUUCGCUGUCUAGAUCGGAGGAGACAAACGAGAGCAGUCCGGAUUCUGAAGAAUCAGUGAUUCCGCCGCCAUCUUCCUCUAUAACCGGAAUUGAAAAUUGUACGAGGAAUCAAAGGUUUCGUGAAAUCAAUCACGCGAAACCGAAGGGUGGAAAAGAUGUUUUCCAAGAAAAUUACAUGCUGCUGCAUUUAACCCAAAAUACACUGAACUCCUCAAGGCUAUCAAUGCUGACGAACGGUGUUAUGCAGCCAUUUGUGAAGCGGGACGAUUUGAAAAGCCCCAAAAAGUCAGUCUGGAACUGAUAAAGCCGAUUG